Messenger RNA from Lepidothrix coronata (blue-crowned manakin), 5483 nucleotides. It is a transcript of the gene TECPR1, whose product is annotated as tectonin beta-propeller repeat containing 1. Lineage: Eukaryota; Metazoa; Chordata; Aves; Passeriformes; Pipridae. The transcript is spliced from 25 exons. Gene Ontology annotation, cellular component: membrane. The record is from RefSeq and is a predicted model, not a curated record. Bases 89 to 3703 code for a protein of 1204 amino acids.
CUGCCCGGCCGCGGCUCCGCGGGGCCGCCCUGACGGGGCCGGGGCACGGCGGCUCCUUCCGCCGGGAGCGGCGGCGGGAGAGGCAGAUAUGGCCAUGCCCAGUUCCCUUUUGUGGGCUGUUGACAUUUUUGGGAGGGUUUACACCCUGUCUACUGUUGGCCAGUACUGGGAGCUCUGUAAGGACACACAGCUGGAAUUCAAACGAGUGUCUGCUGUCAAACAGUGCUGCUGGGGAAUAGCCUGUGAUCACCAGGUGUACACCUACGUGUUCUCAGGGGAUGUUCCUAUUAGGUACCAGGAGGAAACCUAUGAGAACCAGCGCUGGAAUCCGGUUGGUGGCUUUUGUGAGAAAUUACUGCCCAGUGACCGCUGGCAGUGGAGUGAUGUGAGCGGGCUAAAACAUCAGCAGCUCGAUAGUUUCACACUGCCUUCUCCACACUGGGAGUGGGAGUCUGACUGGUAUGUGGAUGAAAAUAUUGGAGGGGAACCAACAGAGAAAGGGGGCUGGACUUACGCCAUAGACUUCCCCAGCACCUACACAAAGGAUAAGAAAUGGAAUUCCUGUGUCCGGCGCAGGCGGUGGAUCAGAUACAGGAGAUACAAAUCACGGGACGUUUGGGCAAAGAUCGUGUCACAUGAUGAUCCAGAGCAGCUGCCAGACCCUUUCAAUGACAUCUCCAUCGGAGGGUGGGAAAUCACCGACGAGCCUCUCGGCCGCUUGUCAGUGUGGGCAGUUUCUUUACAAGGAAGGGUAUGGUACAGAGAAAAUGUCUGCCACCACAAUCCAGAAGGUUCCACGUGGUCCUUAAUCACCACUCCUGGUGAAGUUGUACAGAUCAGCUGUGGACCCUAUGACCUCCUUUGGGCAACUCUUUGGGAAGGGCAAGCUAUUGUGAGAGAAGGAAUUGAUAGGAAUAACCCUCAAGGAAUGUCCUGGAGUAUUGUGGAGUCCCCAAGCUCUGAAAAUGGGAUUAUGCACGUCUCUGUGGGUGUUGAUGUGGUGUGGUGUGUUACAAAGGAUAGAAAAGUGUGGUUUAGAAGAGGAGUGAACUCACAUAAUCCUUGUGGGACAAGCUGGAUUGAAAUGGUUGGAGAAAUGAUGAUGGUAACUGUAGGCUUAAAUAACCAGGUCUGGGGAAUUGGCUGUGAUGACAGAGCCAUUUAUUUUCGUCAAGGUGUCACACCAAGUGAGCUCAGUGGGAAGACAUGGAAGGCAAUUGUGUCUGGCCGAGAGAGCGACAGAUCUCAGACCGGGAGCUCAACAAGUCUGCUCAGUGCUGGCUGUUUCUUUACUGAUGAUAUUCAGACCCAAACAAAUGCCAUCAUUCAGGGUGAUGCAGACACUUCCUCUGACACAGAGCUUCCCAGCGUGCCCAUGAACCCCACCAGCGCUGUCCCCAUGGGAGCUGCAUCCAGCAGCAGUGGGAACGGCACAGGCAGCCAGGCAGAAAUACCUGCAAACCUCCCUGUGGAUCCUCUGGACUCUGAGCAAGGAGAAGCCACUGCUGCUUCAACAAGCCAUGAGAAAGCUGAUCUUGAAAUGAAUAAAUCUGCUGCGAGCCCAAAUCCUUCUGCAGAGCUGCAGUGGACAAACAUUGACUUGAAGGAGGCCCAGAAGCACCCAGUGAUCUCCGUCAGCAGCUUUGGGGACACAUCCAGCCUGUCCUCCCUGGGCGUGUUCCCGGCGGGAGCUGAGGAGCAGUACGGGGCUGAUGAGCACCCACUGUGGGCCUGGGUGUCUGGGGGAGGCUGCCUGGUGGAUCUGCACAGCCCACUGAAGUGGUUCACUGCUCCAUCAGGUCUGUCAUCCUCUGUGCAGUCCCUGUCCCUGUCCAUCACUCCAGCUCAGACAGCAGCCUGGAGGAAGCAGAUUUUCCAGCAGCUCAGUGAAAGGACAAAGCGGGAACUGGAGAAUUUCAGGCACUACGAGCAGGCUAUUGAGCAGUCAGUUUGGGUUAAAACUGGAGCCUUGCAAUGGUGGAGGAAUUGGAAGCCUCAUAAAUGGAUGGAUGUUCGAGUGGCCCUUGAGCAGUUCACGGGGAGCGAUGGAAUGCGCGACAGCAUCCUGUUCAUCUACUACAUGUACCACGAGGAGAAAAAGUACAUCCACGUGUUCCUGAAUGAAGUGACUAUUAUAGUUGAAGUGCUGAAUGAAGCCAAACACUCCUUUGCACUGUACACACCUGAGAGGACAAAGCAGCGAUGGCCAAUCCGCCUGGCAGCCACAACAGAGCAAGAAAUGCAUGACUGGCUGUCUUUGCUGACCAUGUCCUGCUGUGAAAGCAGACGGAUUCAGGGCCCUCCUUCUCACCAUGCCAUUUGGUCUGUUACCUGUAAAGGAGACAUCUUUGUUAGUGAGCCAAGUCCUGAGCUGGAGGCCGGACCACAGCUGAUGCCCUGUGAUCAAAUGUUUUGGCGCCAGGUCGGGGGUCACCUGCGGCUGAUCGAGUGCAACAACCGCGGCGUCGUGUGGGGCAUCGGCCACGACCACACGGCCUGGGUGCACACGGGGGGCUACGGAGGGGGCUUCAUCCAAGGACUGGCCAGUAGUGCUGAUAACAUUUAUACACAGUCAGAUGUGAAAUGUGUUUACAUCUAUGAGAACCAACGGUGGAACCCAGUCACUGGAUACAGCAGCAGAGGGCUGCCCACAGACAGAUACAUGUGGAGUGAUGCAUCUGGCCUGCAGGAGUGUACAAAGAUCAACACCAAGCCUCCUUCUCCACAGUGGUCUUGGGUAUCAGAUUGGUACAUUGACUUCAACGUGUCGGGCGGGACGGACCGGGAGGGCUGGCAGUAUGCAGCAGACUUCCCAGCGUCCUACCAUGGUCACAAGACAAUGAAAGACUUUGUCCGACGGAGGCGCUGGGCAAGAAAAUGUAAGAUAGUCACCAACGGGCCAUGGCUGGAAGUGCCUCCUGUUACCCUGUGGGACAUCUCCGUAAUUCCCAGUUCAGAUGCAGAUGAUGAAGAAGCAGUAGCACUGUGGGCAAUCAGUGACAAAGGAGACGUGCUCUGCAGGCUUGGAGUGACACAGCAAAAUCCAGCUGGAAUGUCCUGGCUGCACGUGGGAACAGACCAGCCCUUCAUUUCCAUCUCAAUUGGGGCAUUUUACCAAGUGUGGGCAAUUGCUAGAGAUGGUUCUGCCUUCUACCGGGGUUCAGUGUCUCCCAAUAAACCUGCAGGUGACUGUUGGUACCAUAUUCCUUCACCUCAAAAACAAAAGUUAAAGCAAGUCUCAGUAGGACGAACAUCUGUGUUUGUCUUGGAUACAAAUGGGAAUCUUUGGUACCGGCAGGGAAUCACACCGAGCUACCCCCAGGGAUCUGCUUGGGAUCACGUGUCAAAUAACAUCCGGAAAAUGUCCGUAGGGCCCCUGGACCAGGUCUGGGUGAUUGCUGACAAAGUGCAGGGAAGUCACAGUCUGAGCUGUGGGACAGUCUGCCAUCGGAUUGGUGUCCAGCCCCUGGAACCUAAAGGCCUCUCCUGGGAUUAUGGCAUUGGGGGUGGGUGGGAGCACAUCACAGUCAGAGGAAAUGCAACAGAAGCAUCUCGGGCCACUGGUCAUGACACCUCUGAGGAAAACCUUGCAGUGUCAAAGGAUUUAGAAGAUGAGGAGAGUAAAGGGAAAACAGAACACUCUAAAACCCCUCUGAUGGUCAGUGAAAGUCAAGAAUUGGACAGGAAUGCUGUUAAUUGUUAAGAGGUCGCCAUCUACAUGUUGCAAACAGGCACAGUCAGUAUAAGUUGAAAAGAAGCUAAAUGUCUAUUGCUUGGAGAGAAACACAUGACCUUUUUGUGCUACUAAUGUGUUUGACUGAACUGGACUUUGCAAUGGGGUAUUUUAAGUACUGAAUUCUUCUACUAUAUCAUGUGUAAAACAUGACUUGAUAGAGCUCAUAGUUUUGUCAAAGCAGGCAAGGUUUUUUUAACCAUAAUGUAUUUCUGACCCUUUACCAUAGCUGCUACACCCCAUACAAAUGUGAAUAUCUGCAGAUGAUCACAUUAACUUCUUUUUUUUUUUAAAUAUUACAGUUCCCUUCAUUUCUCUCAUAUUCACACACUGUUCUUCAGAUUCAUGUUUGAGCCUAGAUGAUGUUGGAUUGAUUUAAAUGAAGGCAAACAUACCUGGUCCUGUUUUGUACCUGCACAGAGCUCUGCUCCUGUGGGUGCUCCCUGGGUAAGAACUGAGCUUGGGUUCCUGCUCCCAUCAGUAAAAUCAAAUCCUGAACAACUCAGCGUGGGGGGCAGUUACCAGGAAGGGCCAAUUUGGGCUGUUUUUGCUCACAGUGAGCAAUAUCUCACUCGAGAAGUAGAACCACUGCUUUCAGCCAGACUGGGUAGGGAGCAGAGUCCAGCAGUGACAUCUGUUCUGAACUGUCACUCCAAAGGGGGGGUAAAUUAUGUUUUGUCUUUAUCUUAACUGGAACUGUGAUAACUGGGGUGUACAGAUGCCUCCCUAAAGGGGCUGGAAGGCACCAGACACUUGAGGAGUUAGGCUGUGUUCCAGAUCAUUGCAAAUUAUGCUUUCAUAGUGUAAAACUCAAGAGAAAAGCUUAAAUUCUGACUUUACAGUGCAAAGGGACUUCACUGCUAUCAGUGGAGUUUGCCAGUGUAAUACUGAUGGGGGUUCAGAAUGAAGCUCUGCUCUUUGGUUUUAGUAAGUGAUUUACUCAUCCCUUUUUCCAACAAGAAACCACCUUCUAUUCUCAAAAAAAAGCUUUUCUUCCCCAGUUACUUAUUAUAAUUGGACAGUUUACAUUCAUUUUUCCUCUGUGUGUGUGACUAUAUGGAGUUAUUUUUAUAUGAUGAGCAGUUUGGUGUGGUCUCAGUACUGUAUUUGUAGAAGUAAAACUUAUGUUUGCACGUAUUUAAGGAAUAUAUUUGGUAUUUAAUGCCAAGGAAAGCACUGUUUCCAAGUCCAAAUGUGAAUGAAGACUGAAGAUGCUUAACUGUUUCAAAAGAACCUGUUGAUCUUUCCAGUAUGUGAGUAGAGAUUUCGGAUUUAUACCUACCUUGUGGGAGAAUCAUAAAUAACAUGUUUGCAUUAAUUACCAUUAUAGGUUUUGCAUAACUUGCACAGUAUCUUGUCCAAAUAAAUAACUUUAUUACAUGUAUUUUUAGAGAAUUAUUAGGAUUGUAUUUUCUCUGCAUUGUAUCCAAAAGAUUUUUCCUUUUAAUAGUCAGUGUUUACAUAUCCAACAAUCAACCUGAUUGCACACAAUAAGCUUGAUAAUGUACCUUUGCAUUUUUCCCUACAUUGCCAAGUUUUACUUACUUUACUGUAAAUAGUUGGGUUUAAGUGAAAAAAAAAAAAAGAUAAAUUAUAAGUUGGUUGUGUUUGAGUACUAAGUAUUUGCCUUCUAAAAUGAUUAUUUAGAAAAAUUAUUUAAUUUAAAAUAUAAUGUCAUUGUUGUGGCUAGUUAAAAUAAGGAAAAGUGUCUUUAAAUUAAAGCAAUUUUGAAAAAUAAAAGUAAUUUAUC